GUAUUUUAUUCUGAGAAAUAAUAUUCUUUGCAAAAGAGUCCGUAGAAUCGCCCGGAUCUAAGAAGUGAGAAAAAGCGGGUAAAUCCAUUUCACUUUUCUUCUCACCAUCUACCCACUGUUGUCUUUGUUUCCCCUCUUUCCUUCCAAAAAUCAACUCCCCAAAUUUCUCUUAUGAAAUAAUUGGGCAACAAUUUAAUUAAAUCAAAAUAAUGAAGAUAAUCUACCUAUUAAUCUCAACUUUACUAUCAAUUUUCCUGAAAUUUCCAAUAGGUGUGAUAAACGGAAGAAAAAACAGGAAAAAUGCAGUUGGGUUUUUCCAUCCAUACACCAACGAUGGAGGUGGAGGAGAGAGAGUGUUAUGGUGCGCAGUUAAAGCCAUUCAAGAUGAAAGAUCAGACCUUGAUUGCGUAAUUUACACGGGUGAUCAUGAUGCUUCACCUCAGAGUCUUAUGGCUCGAGCCACUGAUCGUUUUGGGGUUCAUUUGGUUAACCCACCUAAGGUGGUGCAUCUAAACAAAAGGAAGUGGAUUGAGGAGACAACAUAUCCUCGCUUCACUAUGAUUGGUCAGAGUCUUGGUUCAGUCUACCUCUCUUGGGAAGCUCUGUGCAAGUUCACACCUAUGUAUUAUUUUGAUACUAGUGGUUAUGCUUUUACAUACCCACUGGCUAGGCUUUUUGGCUGCAAAGUUAUCAGCUAUACUCAUUAUCCAACCAUCAGUUCAGAUAUGAUCUCUCGGGUUCGUGCAAGGAGUGCUUUGUAUAAUAAUGAGGACUUAAUUGCCAAAAGUGUUUGGCUAUCACGGUGCAAGAUAAUUUACUAUUCAAUCUUCAGCUGGUUGUAUGGGCUUGUUGGCUCAUAUGCUCUCACAGUCAUGGUGAAUUCAUCCUGGACUCAAUCACAUAUUGUGAAACUUUGGAGAAUUCCUGAGCGUACUAAGAGGGUCUAUCCACCUUGUGAUACUUCGGGCCUGCAGGCUUUGCCUCUGGAAAGACCCACAGAUGUGCCGGCUAUAAUAUCAGUGGCUCAAUUUCGUCCUGAGAAGGCACAUCCUCUUCAACUCCAGGCAUUUGCAAAAGCCAUUAGUAAGUUGGAUGCAGGCUUGCCUAAGCCUAAGCUCCAGCUCGUGGGUAGUUGUCGCAAUGAGGCAGAUGAAGAUAGACUACAAAAGCUGAAAGAGAUGGCUGUUAAGCUGAAGGUGGAGAAUGAUGUGGAAUUCCACAAAAAUAUCCUAUACAAGGAUUUGGUGAAGCUUUUGGGAGCUGCCAUUGCUGGGAUCCAUACCAUGACUGAUGAGCAUUUUGGCAUAAGCGUCGUGGAAUUUAUGGCUGCCGGUGCAGUUCCAAUUGCCCACAAUUCAGCUGGUCCAAAGAUGGACAUUGUGUUGGAAGAAGAUGGACAUAAAACAGGAUUUCUUGCACAAUCUGAGGAUGAGUAUGCAGAAGCUGUUUUGGAAGUUUUGUCAAUGCCAGAGACAAAAAGACUUGAGAUGGCUGCCGCAGCAAGGAAGCGAGCAGGCAGAUUUUCAGAGCAGAGGUUUUACGAGGAUUUCAAAGCCUCUAUUCGACCAAUUUUAUGCCAAACUUCCUGAGUAAACAAAAUUAAUGAACCACGCAUAUGAGUUUUUGUUUCUUCUACCUAACACAGAUUCAGAUAGAGGAGUAAGCACUUCAUAGUUGGUGAAAUUAGUCUAAUCUUGAGUUAUAUAGGGGACAGCAGAUUUGUCUUACAGAAUAUGUUUUUAUAUCUCAUUACCAAGUGUUGUUAGCAAGUUUUGAUUUGGUUACAUGUCUAGUUUUUAUGGUUGAACGCUUUACAUGAAUUGGCACAGCCAUGAACCAAGAGUAUUGAUCACGAUUACAGAUUACUGCGUUAUUGUGAGUGUGGCUUUAUUGUUUUCAAAAGGAAAAAAAAAAA
Molecule: messenger RNA, 1915 nt
Organism: Chenopodium quinoa (quinoa)
Lineage: Eukaryota; Viridiplantae; Streptophyta; Magnoliopsida; Caryophyllales; Amaranthaceae
Product: GDP-Man:Man(3)GlcNAc(2)-PP-Dol alpha-1,2-mannosyltransferase-like
Exons: 7
Coding region: 210-1589 (459 amino acids)
Biological process (GO): protein N-linked glycosylation
Cellular component (GO): endoplasmic reticulum membrane
Molecular function (GO): GDP-Man:Man(3)GlcNAc(2)-PP-Dol alpha-1,2-mannosyltransferase activity
Source: RefSeq, a predicted model, not a curated record